Xyrauchen texanus (razorback sucker) is the source of this 1853-nucleotide messenger RNA. RefSeq lists its product as uncharacterized. Gene Ontology annotation, molecular function: protein dimerization activity. NCBI's taxonomy places the organism in Eukaryota, Metazoa, Chordata, Actinopteri, Cypriniformes, Catostomidae. Bases 101 to 1720 code for a protein of 539 amino acids. The record is from RefSeq and is a predicted model, not a curated record. The transcript is spliced from 2 exons.
ACAAGAAAUUCAUAAUGCCAUCAUUAAGGAUCUGCUCAUUGGCUGCACUUUACCUCUGUCAAUUGUUGAAAAUCAGCAUUUCAGGCAUUUCUUGAAAGUAAUGGACAACAGAUACACUCCCAUUGCAAGAAAAACAAUCACUGAAAAACACAUUCCUUUGUUGGUUGACCAGGUGAAGGAUUCAAUUAAAAGGAAGCUCCAGACCCAAUCAUCUGUGUCCAUAACUGCUGACAUAUGGUCUGAUCGAACCAUGCGGUCCUUCUUCGGUGUUACAGCCCAUGGAUUAAACCAAGAUGGAAAUCAGCUGGAGUCCUUUCUUUUAGACUGUAGGAGGUUUUGUGGCAGACACAGUGGAGACAACAUAGCCAUGGCAUUUGACGAGAUCAUUGAUGAAUAUAACAUUGAAAGUAAAGUCAGGUACAUUAUAACUGAUAAUGCAGCCAAUAUGAAGUGUGCAUUCAAAGUCAAGCUACCACAAGAAGAGCAGCACAGUGAUGACAGUGAUGCAGAAGAGGAAAACUUAGAUGAUGAGAGUCUUUGGGAGGAUGUGACCUGGGAAGACGAGACUGUCAUGGUGAGAACAAGACAAAGGCUGUCAUGUUUUGCACAUUCUCUGCAAUUAAUUGUGCAUGAUGGAAUGAAAGAAGCCAAGGCCUUUUCUUCAGCACUUGCCAAAAUGUCAAAAUUAACCUCAUUACUUCAUACAAGUACUACGUUUAAAGAGCGAUUUGAGGCUACAUUUGGGACAGAUAGAUCAAUUCCUGCAGCUACAUCCACACGCUGGAACAGUACAUUCAAGCAGCUACAGGCCCUUACAGCACUUGACCAUAGGGAUCUCACUCAAAUUUGCAGUUCAGACUUCCAACAUGUUCUUUUUUCAAUUCGUGAAUGGAAUCAACUGAAGGAUUUAGGUUCUGUUCUCUAUCCUUUUGCAGAAGCAACAGACCUUACAGAGGGUGAGAAAAUGGUCACUAUUAGUAUGGUGGUCCCCACUGUACUUGAUUUAAACACUCAUCUGCUCCAAAUAUCAGAGUCAAGAAGUCAUUGCCGGCCACUAGCCACAGCCCUUCGGCAAUCACUUUUAAAGAGAUUCUCUGGGAUCUUUGUGAGAACCAAAAUGGUUGAGCAAAAUGGGAAAGAGGACCAGUUCAACAAUAAUGUAUAUUUCUUGGCUACAAUGCUUGAUCCUCAGUUUGGUCUUAACUGGGUUGAUCUAGAUGUAACCAACAGUGAGAGUCCAGAUUCAGUGAAGAAAUUCAGAGAGGAUCUGAAAAGAACACUUAUAGAAACUUUGACUGCAGAAGUUGAGGGCGAGGCCACAGCAGAUGGAGACAUGCUGCAUUCUGGAGUUGAUGCUGAUGAAACCACAGAUUCUCCUCCUGGCAAAUGCCCACGACUUCUAGCUCGCUAUCGAGCCCACAAGCACCUGAGCCACUCAGCUAAGGAUACAUGCAGCAUUUCAGCUCAGAUACACAAGUACUUUGAUGCCAUUCAAGACACAGACACAAAUACAGCACUUGAAUUUUGGUUGACAAACAGGGAGAGAUUCCCACAGCUCUACUCUCUGGUUGUAAAAGUGCUGUCUAUACCAGCAUCCUCUGCACCAGUAGAGCGUGUCUUUAGCAAAGGUGGCCUCAUCGUGAGACCACAUCGUGCACGCUUAACACAUAAAAUGGUCACAGCGCUUGUAUUUCUGAAAAGCAAUAUGGCCCUGGUUUAGUGCUUGACUGUGUGCACUAUAGUACAUUGCAUGUUCAUUGUUCAUUACAACUCAUUUUACAAGACCAGAGAGCGGUGUUCAGAAAGGAGUUUGUUGUUGAUUAAGCACAGUAAUAAAGCUUUUUUAUUUGUUA